Messenger RNA from Talaromyces atroroseus, 1146 nucleotides. RefSeq lists its product as hypothetical. The transcript has 2 exons. Bases 1 to 1146 code for a protein of 381 amino acids. Gene Ontology annotation, molecular function: FAD binding. The record is from RefSeq and is a predicted model, not a curated record. NCBI's taxonomy places the organism in Eukaryota, Fungi, Ascomycota, Eurotiomycetes, Eurotiales, Trichocomaceae.
AUGACUUCCUUGAAAGUUCUCAUUUGCGGUGGCGGCUGUGCUGGACCAGCUUUGGCCUAUUGGUUAUCACUAUCUGGUCAUCAGGUUGUUGUUGUCGAGCGUUUCCCAGCUAUCAGGGCUACCGGUGCCCAAAUUGAUAUUCGCGCGCAAGGAAUCGAAGUUAUCAAGCAAAUGGGCUUGCUUGAUACAAUUCGUACGAAGCUCGUUCACGAGCCUAGUGUUUCUCUAGUUGACUCUGCAGGCAAGGCAAAUGCAACCAUCAUGGCGAAUACUUCCGGCAAGGGUGCGCAGUCUUUGACAUCUGAGUACGAGAUUAUGCGCGGGGAUUUGGUGCGCAUUCUUUACGACGCUACAAAAGGCAAAGUGAAUUACAUCUUUGGCAGAACGGUUGACUGCUUCGAGCAGGAUGAACAACAAGUUGUUGCCUAUUUCUCGGAUGGUUCUUCUAAUUCAUUUGAUCUGCUGCUAGCAUAUUCUUUUAUUCAACGUACAGAGGACGACAGUAACUUCCACGAGAUGUUCCUGAGCCCUGGUGGUCGACUAGUUGCGCGCAGAAGUCACAGUCCGUCAGAUACCCAAGUCUACUUUAUCCUCAAAGACAAUUCCGAGAAUUUCAUGAGUCUCUCCAAAGUUACCAUCGAACAGCAAAGAGAGUUUUGGGCUAGCCGAUUUGCCGAUGCUGGAUGGCAAACUCCUCGUUUUCUGCAGGGUAUAGAAGCCACUAAUAACUUUUAUUGUCAGGAAGCAGUGCAAGUCUGCAUUGACUCGUGGCAUAAAGGACGUGUCGUUCUCCUUAGUGAUGCUGCGUACUGUUCAUCCCCAUUUAGCGCUAUGGGGACUACCGGAAGUUUUGUAGGUGCUUAUGUUUUGGCAGGGGAGAUCAACCGCCACAGGGGUGAUCUAGCCCAGGCUCUGAUUAACUAUGAGCAAAGAUUGAGACCAUUCGUGAACGAAAUGCAAAAGAUACAUCCUAGCUUCAUACGCCUCAUGUUGCCUGACACCCAAUUGGGAAUUUCCGUUAUCCACUUUGUCUUAGGAUUAAUUUGUUUUCUUCGCAUUCCGGGAUUUCUAUCAAGGUUCACCACUGAAGACCAAGGUGGUUGGAAGUUGCCAGACUACCCUAAGAUCUACCAGACAAUUCAGUGA